AGCCUGGGACUUUCUCGCGGUGAAGGGUUUUUCUUUCGUCCUUCGGCUGCUGUAGGACGAGCUUCGAGAGUUGCAGAAGAAAUUUUUCUGUGCGGGAGAAAGAUAAGGGAAAAGAAAAUGGGAGAGAAAGUGAAGUUGGUGAUGUUGCUCGGAGGGGGAGCUAUUCUCGGCUCUGUUUCCACCCUCGUCCUCCUCAAGCUCCUCCCCAGAAGGCGUGGACAGAAGUACAUUAAGGAAGAUUUUAGAUUACAAGGUGAUGGGCUUACACUUGAAACCACGAAGAGAGAUUACUCUUCGAAUGGAGAUCAUCAGAGAGCUGAUGCAGAUCUGCUGAAAGAUGAAAUAGUUUCCGAACAACUGACCAGGAACAUCCAGUUCUUUGGCUUGGAAUCUCUACAGAAAGUGACAAAAUCCUAUGUUGUGGUCAUUGGCCUAGGAGGAGUUGGUAGUCAUGCUGCAUCAAUGCUUCUGAGGUCAGGAGUUGGAAAACUUCUUCUUGUGGAUUUCGACCAGGUAUCACUAUCAUCACUUAAUCGACACGCAGUGGCAACAAGAGCUGAUGUUGGUACUCCAAAAGCCCACUGCCUGAAGAAGCAUUUCUCAUCAGUCUUCCCUGAGAGCAGUAUAGAGGCGAAAGUGCUGCUGUAUGAUGCAUCAACAGAAGAAGAAAUCCUUUCAGGCAAUCCUGAUUUUGUCUUGGACUGCAUUGAUAACAUUGACACCAAGGUUGCUCUUCUUGCUGCAUGUGUUCGUAGAGGAGUGAAGGUUCUAUCUGCAACGGGAGCUGGUGCUAGAGCUGAUCCAACAAGAAUUCGCGUAGCUGAUUUAAAGGAGUCCACAAAUGAUCCAUUAUCUAGAGCUGUAAGACAUCGUUUGAGGAAGGACUAUGGCAUUGAAGGUGGUAUCCCAGUUGUGUUUUCCUUAGAGAAACCUAAGGUGAAGCUGCUUCCAUUCAGGGGUCCAAAUGGAGAAGAAGAAAAUCCUUCAGAUUAUCAAAUUGUGCCAGGUUUUAGGGUUCGUAUAGUCCCUGUUCUGGGCACCAUUCCUGCAAUUUUUGGACAGAUCAUGGCUUCCUAUGUGGUCACACAACUUGCAAGAUUUCAAGUUCAAAUGGAGCCAGUGGUCAAUUUGGAUAUGGAUCAUUACAGGGUCCUUCAUCAACGGCUUAUUGAGCAUGAGGAGUCACUCUUUGGAACAGCUACACAUGUCCAGGUUGAUGUUGAAGAAGUGAUGUACGUGGUAAAAGAGUUAUGGCAUGGUCGCAGCGCAAGAGAGCAGAUCGCAAAAGAUGUAGGACGUGCAAUGUGGAGAUCUGUUAAUGAGUUGAUGCUUGUGAGGUGGGAUCGAGCCCAACCAGCAUCAGUAGCCAAUUUGAUUCUACUAAAAUUUAAUGAGGCUGAUGAACAUGAGCAAAGGACCCUUGACGAUAUACGAAAAGAGGAACCAGAGUUUUUCACAAGAGUGACAUCGGUGCUUCAGAGAGCCAGGGCAGAUUUCGGUUUGUAAUUUUCCAUUUGCACCCUUCUUAGUAGGAAACCGUUGUAUGAUAUGGUUGUAGCAUGUUGGCUGGGUUCGCCUCUUUUGUGGGGCCCAGCUGACAUUCCAAAUUAAUAAAAAAAAAAGAGAAAGAAAAGUCAAAAAGUGAAAAGGAAAAAAAAAAACAAGAGACGGACAAAAAUGAAGAAAAGAAAGGUGCUGCUUCGUGAGUGUGCCCAGUGCCCGAGAGCGAGAAAAAACACAGGAUGAGAGAGGGUUGUCUUGGCCAAGUAAGCGAGAGAACAGGGAAAGAAAGAAGAAAAAUAGGGCUGCUACUUUGUGGUCCCAAUUUGAAGGCCAAACAUCGAUGGAAUGGGCUAAAAUUUGGGUAUGUUCUUCGUGAGACCAAAGGUUACUGAGUUGAUUGAUUUCGUUCAUAGAGAAACUUCUCCAGACUAUCUAUAUUGUUAUGAUUUUCUUGCUCUAUAUGUGUAAAUCUAUCUUUGUGGUAAUGAAAUGUUAUUGUAAUAUUGAUAUUGAGCCUCUAGUACGUGACUAGAAAAGUGCUAUGUAUUCUACUAUUCUUA
Rhodamnia argentea is the source of this 2063-nucleotide messenger RNA. RefSeq names its product tRNA threonylcarbamoyladenosine dehydratase. NCBI's taxonomy places the organism in Eukaryota, Viridiplantae, Streptophyta, Magnoliopsida, Myrtales, Myrtaceae. The transcript is spliced from 12 exons. Gene Ontology annotation, molecular function: tRNA threonylcarbamoyladenosine dehydratase activity; ubiquitin-like modifier activating enzyme activity. Gene Ontology annotation, cellular component: plastid. The record is from RefSeq and is a predicted model, not a curated record. Bases 118 to 1506 code for a protein of 462 amino acids. Gene Ontology annotation, biological process: cyclic threonylcarbamoyladenosine biosynthetic process.